AUGCUCCUUCUCACCGCCCUCCUUCUCUUCUCCAACCUCCUCGCUGCCCACCCGUUCCCCGUCAACCGCCCAACUUCUUCCGGAUGUACUUACACUGCGUACGGCCACACUGCCACUGGCUACGAGACUAGCGAUGGUGCUUGUCGCUAUACGAUCAAGUAUGGCAUUGCGGAGAGAUGGGCAGAGUCUGUCGCUCCCCACCAGAACUAUGCCUCUGAACCUCCUUCUUGUCCUCAGAACUCGGGGACAUAUACCGUCGGUAGCUCUCAGUCUGAAGACUGCCUCUACGCCACCGUCUAUGUCCCAAAAAGCACUGCACCUUCCGCCGGCUGGCCCGUUUUCGUCUGGAUCCACGGCGGUUCCUUCGUCCAGGGUUCCACCUCUGCCCCAGGCCUCGAUGGAUCCCUCCUAGCUAAGAACGGCAACAUGAUUGUCAUCAUGCUCCAGUACCGUCUCGGUGUCUUUGGUCUCUUGCCGCCGACGCUUGCUUCAACGUCCUCUGAUCCGAGCCUCGGGUUGAAGGAUGUCAUCCUGGGUUUGAAGGGUGUCAAUCAGUAUAUCGAUUAUGUUGGAGGGAACAGGGGACAGAUUACUGUAGGUGGCCAGAGCUCGGGGGCAUCGAUGAUUCGAGCUCUCUGGGGUGCCCCUGCCGCUUCCGGCUUGUUUAGGGCUGCCAUCCUCCAGUCUGACCCCAUGAGCUUUGGAUUUGCGUCUUCCGAUAUCACCACACAGAUCCAGUCCACAUUUUACGCCAUGUCGCCCAUGUCUUCUUGCACGACUCUUGACUGCCUCAAAAACAUUUCCGCAUCCGCACUCGUCACCGCUCAAGAUACACUCAUCUCAACCGUACCAUACACCAUCACCGGCGUCCCCUUCUCCGAGCCGCUGAGACCGACAUACAACACUACCGCUCUCCCCUCCGACCCUUCUUCCACCCUCACAAACUCACCCUCCUCACUCACCUUUACCCCCGCCUCGCUCCCCAUCUUGCUCACCACCGUCAAGAAUGAAGGCGGUACCGCCAUCUCUUCCAUCUUUUCCACCCACGUACCGCUGUCCAACGAUACCUACUACUCUACAGCUUCUGCUCUCAUAGGCACAUCCCGCGCUACUAGUCUAGUCAGCUCAGAGUACUAUUCUCUACCUGCUAUCAACUCCACCUCCUCUACCGCCCCAUAUGGUCCCUCGGGAGACACUUUCCGAGAAACGUUUGAAAGGGCAGUGACGGAUGGGAUAUGGAAGUGUGCGAAUGUAGAUGUUGCCAACAAGUGGGCCUCUGCCGGAGGUAAAGUGUGGGUAGGAGAGUGGAGGGAGGGUGUGACGUAUCCCGAUAAUGAGUCGGGGUAUUGUACCGGGGAUGGGAUCGUCUGCCACGAGGAUGAUAUCUACCCGACUUUCGGGACCGCCUCUGAUCCUUCGAGCAACACUUCUACCCUUGAAAGUACCAUCUUUUCCCAUUGGGUCGCAUUUAUCACCACUCUAAACCCCAACCCUUCUUCAGCUGCCAAAAAGAGGUCAUUCUCAUUUACAUGGAGCUCGUGGUGGGACUGGAGCUGGAACGGGCAGAAGGCCGGGGGAAGUAGCGAUUUUGCGCUGUCUCCUGGUUCUUCUUCGUCCCACUCUUCUUCCUCCCGUUCUUCUCUUCACUCUUCUUCUUCCCACGCAUACUCGUCAUCUUCUUCUCCAUCCCCCACAUCAACAUCCCCCUCUUCCUCCGCCACAUCAACCGCCACCUCUAAAUGGUCCCAAUACACUUCCGAAUCCGACGUCUUUGCGCUGGGCGGGGAUGAACAACUAUCAGGCGCUUGUCCGGCUGGGUUCUGGGGGGACAGUGUGCCGUUUGAUUGGCAGUUGUAUGAUUAG
Cryptococcus wingfieldii CBS 7118 is the source of this 1863-nucleotide messenger RNA. RefSeq lists its product as hypothetical. Lineage: Eukaryota; Fungi; Basidiomycota; Tremellomycetes; Tremellales; Cryptococcaceae. The coding region runs from base 1 to 1863 and encodes 620 amino acids. Gene Ontology annotation, molecular function: hydrolase activity. The transcript is spliced from 8 exons. The record is from RefSeq and is a predicted model, not a curated record.